Corylus avellana is the source of this 1466-nucleotide messenger RNA. RefSeq names its product ubiquitin fusion degradation protein 1 B. Gene Ontology annotation, cellular component: VCP-NPL4-UFD1 AAA ATPase complex. Gene Ontology annotation, biological process: ERAD pathway; ubiquitin-dependent protein catabolic process. Lineage: Eukaryota; Viridiplantae; Streptophyta; Magnoliopsida; Fagales; Betulaceae. Gene Ontology annotation, molecular function: polyubiquitin modification-dependent protein binding. The record is from RefSeq and is a predicted model, not a curated record.
GGACGCUCUCCUAAAAAGCCCGAGCCACCUUUCAAAUCACUCCACGAGUUUCACUCAACUAUGAGACUUCCUUCACCGCUUAAUUAGAAUUUGGCAACAUUCCAUUCUUCCAAUACCUUGAUCAUCAUCACAAUCCCCAAGGGUUCCAAGCAAUUUUUUUUUUUUUUCUCUGAUCUAAAGCUGUUGUUCUUUUUUGACAUCGAAACAAUCGGGCUAUAGGUAAUCUUUAGUGUGGAUUGGAAACUUCUCAACCGCAUUAAUCAUGGCUUAUGAAGACCGCAAUAAUUCAAUAUUUGAACGGAUUUAUCGAUGUUACCCUGUCUCUUUCAUUGAGAAGGAACAUUUGGAAAAGGGAGAUAAAAUUAUUAUGCCUCCCUCAGCUCUUGAUCGCCUUGCAUCUUUAGACAUAGAGUACCCUAUGUUAUUUGAACUUAGAAAUACUUCUACUGGACGAGUUAGUCAUUGUGGAGUCCUAGAAUUUGUUGCUGAUGAGGGACUGAUAUAUUUACCAUGCUGGAUGAUGGAAAACAUGCUCCUACAAGAGGGAGACGUAGUGCAAGUGAAGAAUGCCAGCCUAGCAAAGGGAACAUACAUGAAGCUGCAGCCCCACACCAAGGACUUCUUAGAUAUCUCCAACCCCAAAGCCAUGUUGGAAAGAUCAUUAAGGGGCUACUCUUGUUUAACCACCGGUGAUACCAUCGUGGUUGCUUAUAACAAUAAAAAGUAUUACAUUGAUAUAAUUGAAACAAAACCCUCGUCUGCAGUCAGUAUCAUUGAAACGGACUGCAAGGUUGACUUUGCCGCUCCUCUUGAUUAUAAAGAACCUGAAAAGCCAGCACCAUCAGCUCUGUUGAACAAGAGAGAACCAGAAGUUGAAGACGAGCCAGCCAAAAAGAUGGCCAAGACCAGCCCAUUCACUGGUUCUGCGAGACGUUUGGAUGGAAAACCCUUGACACAAUCAGCUGCACCAGCUUCUUCUCCCAUGCUUAAGCAGCACCAACCAGAGGGUCAAACUGGAACCAAGUAUUCUAAGUCAUCAAGUCCUGCCUCACAUCAACCCUCUGGAAGGCUUGUGUUUGGUUCAAAUGCAAACAAACCUGAAAAGGAAGCACCAAAAGUUGCCCCAAAGAACAGCAAUCAAGAGCCGCCACAGAAGAAGAUGGAAGAGCCAAAGUUUCAAGCAUUCACGGGGAAAAAGUAUUCACUGAAAGGCUAAUCAUUGUAAAGCUUUUAAUAGAUAGGAGAUAGAAUGAAGUCAUUUUGGCAAGGGAGGAUCCUAAAUUCCUAACCCUGCAGGUGGUCUGCAUUAGCUUAUAGUCAUUAUAUAUUUGGGUUUUUUAUAAACCCAAAAUUAAUGAUCUAGAAUUGGUAUGAAGCCCUGACAAUUCAGACGGUAUAUUUCCUGACUCAUUUUAGUAUAUAAAUAAAAUUUUAUAUUAAAGUUGAAAAAUUGUAGUUCUUUAAAU